AUGGCCCACGUCCAUGGUAUUUUGACAGCCCUUCCUGUCAUCAAGCCUUCUACAAACUCCGCCAGCAAGGCUUAUGAUACCUCCAUUAGACAACACAUCGCCGUACUGGCCAAGCGUGCGGCCGAAAUACGAACCGCCGUCUUGAGCAGUCCAGAGCCGUUCCUUCAAGCUCUCGACCCUGCGGUACACUCAAUCGGCUACCUCGUCGUUCUGGAUAUUCUUUUCCAGCUGCCUGACCCUACGACGCUGAUCCCACAAGAAACCCUGCUCGACAAAGUGGUGGACUUUGUUUUGCAUGUUGACGCCAUACAAAUUCGAUACUAUGGGCAGCCUGUGCGUUCGCUUCUCGAAAACAUAGGCAGCGCCAGGUUCUUCCCGCCGGCUACGGCCGUGACAUUACUGGUGACUGCCAUGCUACGUAUCGACCCGAGCGCAACCGUCUUUACCUCGACCCAUCUCCUCUUGGCCAAGCUCGCGUACAGUUCAAAUACCGUAGCAGCAGCCUUGGACAUUUUCGAUGCUGAUAUCCUCUUCUACCCUAACAUGGGCCCCUCUAGAGAUGGUAGACUAUUGUGUGAGCCAAGUCUAGCGCCGGCUUCCUACAUGUCAACGCAGACCGGAUUGACGGAUGAUGUCAAGCAAUCAACAGUCUUGGAAUACGACCACAUUCGCGGCCUUGCCUACAUGUCUAUGAGGCUAUGGUCCAAAGCACGGGAAGCAUUUGAGAAGGUGAUGUCCCAUCCAUGCAGGGAAAGAAGUAUCAGCAAAAUCAUGGUGGAAAGUCACAAGCGAUGGAUCUUGUUGGGCCUUCUCAGCCAAGGCAAACCUCCGACGGUCCCCAGCUACACAUCCGCAUCUGCCAACGCGUGCUACAAGACGACAGGAAAGUGGUACGUUGCCAUAGCAGAAGCCUUCAGCAAUGGCGAUGCGCAGAGGCUCAAGUCCCACAUUGAGGAAAACACGACGCUCUGGGAAGAGGAUGGCACCAGCAGUCUCGUCUCCGAGAUUCUCUCGGCGUAUCAAAAGUGGCAGAUAAUUGGAUUGCGCCAACUGUAUCAACGAGUUGGCAUAUCGCAGGUCCGAGAAACGACUCUCAAUGCGGUGACAGGAGAGCCGUUGGCCAACAACCAAGAGGUGCUCGCAUUGGUUGGCGACAUGAUUGAGUCGGGCAUGCUGGAUGGGCAAAUCGAACAGGACGGCCAGGAAAACUACCUAUCAUUCCGGGAGAACAGUGACAUAGUAUCCGAAGCAGAGUUUGCUGCACAAAUCGCACACAGCCACCACACGAUUGACUUGCUUAGCAAGCAGUAUCAGUCGAUGAAUGAGCGACUGAGUGGAAGCAAGGAAUAUGUGAAGCAUCUACUGAGAGACCAAAAGCGGGCAGACAAGGAUAAUACGGAUGCUGGCAUUGGUUUUGAUUCUCAAAUAGAGGAUGAGGAUUUAAUGGCUGGCAUUGUGCCCAAUGCUUGA
This is a messenger RNA of Metarhizium album ARSEF 1941, 1470 nucleotides long. Its product is annotated as COP9 signalosome complex subunit 3. The coding region runs from base 1 to 1470 and encodes 489 amino acids. Gene Ontology annotation, cellular component: COP9 signalosome. The record is from RefSeq and is a predicted model, not a curated record. The transcript has 3 exons. Gene Ontology annotation, biological process: ubiquitin-dependent protein catabolic process. Lineage: Eukaryota; Fungi; Ascomycota; Sordariomycetes; Hypocreales; Clavicipitaceae.